Molecule: messenger RNA, 1956 nt
Organism: Cylicocyclus nassatus
Lineage: Eukaryota; Metazoa; Nematoda; Chromadorea; Rhabditida; Strongylidae
Source: the annotation of a GenBank genome assembly
AUGGAUUCAUUCAUGGAGCAACCCCAAACAAGCGGACACGCCACGCCAGCACCACACAUCCCCACAAGCCAGGACAACUCGUUGAGUGACUGGAAUUCACUGGAAGUGAAUGAUAGUCAAAUCGAUAGGAUAUUGACUUUUAUGGGGGAUUUGUUGGAUAGCCAAAUUAGGCAUCUCUCACGCUCGAAGCGAGAUCAGAUAAUGAUUUCGAUGCGCGAGAGGUUGCAAGUUGACCUCGAAGGGAACUUGGGCCAUAAAGGUAACUCGCACUCCACUCUUUGUGAAAAAUUCCAAAUGAGUGUUGAGGAAUUGCUUGAGUAUAUACCUAUGGCCAGUUCCCAUAGCCAGAUGGUAGUGAGGUUAGGGGCUAGGCUCGGGUGUGAUUUUGAUGACGUAGAGUUAGUGAUCGAAGGCAAAUUAAAGAUUGUCACAGAGUUAGAGAAUAGGCUAGAGGUCCUGCGCUCUGAAGUAAAGCUGGAAGCUUUAAGAAGCGCAAAGAGGGAAGAAGCCUUAUUGGCACGGAUAAAAAGGCAUCAGGAUCUAGGAGAUUCCUUGCCUCCUGGACCCUCUCAGGCAGAGCCUAUGUUUAUGGAGACUCCGACGGGACCCGAUGUACGUCGUAGAGAUGAGAGUUGGCGUGCUGUGCGUGAACAGUACAGGUCACUCAAAAAGCUAAGCGUUGAGGAUAACCUCCGCGAUGCACCCCGAUGUCACGCAAAGGGCGCUGAAUGGCGUGAAUGUCGACAGCGAAUGUCGCGCUGUUCGUCAAAUACCUCUUUGAGAAGUUCUCCGCCAACGUCGACGAUCGGCACAGAGUGUUGCCAGUGUACCCAAUUACACAGGGAAAAAUUCCCUCGCGACUUCCUACGAGCUCUGGAAGUGAAAUUCCCGCCAACGGUGUGGCAGGAUGCCGAUCGUAGAGAUAUCUUGAUCAAUCAUUUGGAAGGCACAGCCAAGGCGGUUUAUAGAAGUUUACCGCGAAGUGUGCGGGAAGGUAGCUUCAAGGAUUUAGUGGGAGCACUUGAGCUGGCACGCAAGAAUCCCUGCGAUCGCUUGAAGAAUAUCAGAGAAUGGGACACGCUUUCGAAAAGAAGUGAUGAGAGUGUGGUAGAGUUCUGCUGCCGUAUGGAAGACCUCUCUAGGAGAAUACAUCCUAGCUGCGAAUGGGACUUCAUACGCGGGUCCAAGCUGUAUUCAUGCUUGGAAAGCUGGCAGGAUUCGUACCAUAUGCUUGCUGCGUUAGACGCACCGGAAGGAAAGGUGUAUGAGGCAGUCAAGAAGGUUGCCAGGAGGCUAGAAAAGCUUCAAGAAGAUGUGGCAACGCACACGAACGACUUUCAUGAUCGUACCAGCAAGUUGAGUGACUAUCACAAGAAGGCCAGAUAUGAGGGGGGCAGACCCUCAACCCGCAAUAAGUGCUUCGAAAGUACAGAUAAAGGCGCAGUGAGAUGUUUCUCGUGUGGUGAGGUUGGCCACAUAGCCUCAAAAUGUGGUAGAACCAUGAGUGGAACGGUGGACCGUUUCCAACAAGAGAGCGGAAGCGGUGAAAGGUCUGAUCAGCGUGGCAGCAAUGCCGUAGGAGGGAUAACCCCCGCUGAUGAUAUUGAGGGAUGUAGAAGAAGUACAAAUGGGUCGUUAGAGCGUUUCCAACAAGGGAACGAGAGAGGUGGAGAAGGUCAGCCUGGCGGAAAUGCCGUAGGAGGGAUCACCCUCGCUGAUGAUGUUGAUGGAUGGUGUAUGACCGUUCGACUCACCCCUCCUAGUUUAGACCCACCUGCGGAAGCCAUGGGAGAACUAUGUAUUUGCAGCGCAAAUGCUCGCAAAAGAUCAAGAUUACGAUGCAAGCCAGGAUGUCAUCGUAACGAAACAAGGACCGUGAAUGUUCGAACAAAUGCAGUUUGGAAGGACAAUGUUUCAAUGUUCGACCAGUCACCACAAGGAUCAUCCUGCAACUAG